UCGCGCGGAAGUCUCCAAAUCGUCGUCGCCGUGGAUACAGUGUUCGUGGAUCGGGGAUAUCAAAUUCGGUUUUUGUGAUUGCUUUUUGUUUGAGUGAAUUGCUGUAACCCGAGGCUCCUUGUUGGACAGCCAAUUUAACAAAGUGAGAAACAUAAAAUUGGGCAUUGAGAAAAAAAGAGUGAAAAUACGCUUGUGGAAUAUGGAAUAAAUCCCAAUUUAAAAAUGCUUAAAAAGUAAAUAUUAAAAAAAAGAGAAUAAAAUUGUGAAAAAUGAAUUACAAUAUGGAUGAACUUGAGGCAACUAGGUUGCUGAGACACCCUCGACGUUGCUGGGGCAGUGCCUAUAGCAGGAGGAUUGUGGCCAUCUCGGGGAUCGUUAUCCUCACACUGCUCUUCACAAUGAUCUACCAUGGUCUUGUUGUGGAGAGGAUGGACCGAGUUCAGCAGAUUGCCGCCUUGAAUGCUGAGCACAGAUUGCUUGCCAACCAACCCUUCGAUGAGGAUCAGGUACCCUUGAUAGUCAGCCCCCAAACGUUGCACUUUAAGCUACUGGACGAGGACACGGACAAGGAGACUGAUGAUAGUCAGCACAGGAAGAAGCGAAUCAAAAACAUGUUGCUUAAGUUCCGGCUGCACAAAAAGCACAAGACGCGCCGCGAGCUACCCAGGAAGGAUCUACUGGAUCCUGUCCAGAUCGAGGCUAAGCUGCUUGAUCCUGUUCAGGUGGAGGCCAAUCUGCACAACCUCUACAACAAGCUGAGGAGCAAAAGAGCCAGAGAGGCUCUCAGCCGGCUUGAGAACGAGUUUGUCCGGUGCAAGAAGGAAACUCCCCAGGACUGCAUGUCGGCCUUCUUGAAAAUGUACAAAAUGGCCAGAGAAGUGGCUGAAAAAAUGGAGAAAAUGAAGGCUAUAAUGCGGGAACAAGCGCCUUUGCUCGAGUCUGAGAGCAUGGAGUCCGAGGAGCACAAGAAUAAGGAGCUGACCUCCGACGAUUUGGUGGUGCAAGAAACCACUAUUUACGCCCCAGUGGCAUCUGGUAAUGCCACCGAGAAACCCCAGCGAACGAAGAUUAAGCCAGCCAGGAUAAGUUGGAUCAUUGAUGGGCACGACCAUGAUGAUGAGGUGUAUACGGACGAUACGCCCAAGACAGUUGCCACCACCAAGGAGCCAGAAACAACCCCGUCACCACAGACCACACCACAGACUACUGAUACCACAAGCGAGCAAUUGAAAGUGGAGGGCACAACAACUGAGAAGAUCAGUUGGAUUCUGGAUCAGUUCGACAAACCCAAAGAGAUUUUGCGCACUACCGAAGGACCUGGCAUCAGGAAAACGACUCCAACGCCAGAAAUGGAAAAAACAACUGAAGCAACUAUGGGACUCAAUGUAACCACAGAUGGUCCGUCGGAAGUUGGAACCACACCGGGGCAGCGAAAGCCCCAAUUCGAUUGGAUUAUAGAUGGUGAUGAAGAUGUGGACCCACUCGGCAAUACCACCAGCCCCACCACCACUGUAGUCAUUAGCACUACCGAACCCACUGAAGCUCUAAAAUCCACGGUUCCAGCCACCAAGCAAGAUACCACCACAUUAGUCGGAACCACGGAAGCCACAGCUACCACAUCCGGUCAGCGGAAGCUGCAGUUCGAUUGGAUAAUAGAUGGCGAGGAGGUGGAUGAGCCACUGGCUAAUUCCACCACUACAACAGCUUUGGUUCCCACAACAAUUAGCACCACAGAAUCUAAUGAAGGCCUGCCCAACACAACUAUACCUUCUGCCGUCCAGAAGCCUGUGAAGAUUAGCUGGAUAAUUGACGGAAAUGAAGGUAGCGGGGAACCGAGCACGACCUCCACCACACAGCCCAAGCUGACCACCAGGCAGGUGCAUAGCGACUCGAUGGAUGGCCCCCGAUUUGAGCAUCCUCUGGACAAUCCGAGCAGCAUCGAGAACAUGCUGGAGAGCUUCGAGCGGCAUGAGCAAGACAAACCCGUGCUGAAAGAACUAAGCGCCAACGAAUCCUCGCAGGAAUCGGCUACGGAUGUGUAUGAGAGACAGGUCUGGUUGAAGAAGUUCCAGCAGCAGGCUAGGCCGAACCAGAACGAGCUGAUAGACACUUUCGGUACUGGCUUAGACACGAAAAUGUUGGAAAACAUGAGGCCCAAGAUGAAUCCGUUGAAAGGCCAGCCAUGGAAUGCUGCCGAUGCUCAGAUCCUAAGCCUGUGCGAAAGGGUGGCCCAGAAAAUGAGAAACAGAGGAUCCGCCUUGACUGAGGGCGAAGCCAAGGAGAAAGGCGAAACAUUCACUGCCUCGCCAAGUGUGCAGUUUACUAGUCGAGCUCCAGGUGGCUUUCCAGUGUCCGGAGAGACGAUGAAGGCUUCUGCUCAGUUUAUGUUCAAUCCGAAUUUCGGAAUGCCCAGCAUUCCAGUCUGUUUCUACAUGACGCCGGCCAACUUCCGGAUGCCUAUGUGGUCUGGCUCUCCCGCUUUUAUGGGAAUGCAGGGCGCCCACUUUGGAGGAUCCUCGAACGCCGGCGGCGGUAUUUUCUUUGUUCCCCAGCAGUUUGGACCCAGUGGAAACUUUUUCGGGGGCAGCGGUGGUUCCGGAUCCGGUGGCCAGGGAGCCAAUAUAUUCUCCAAGAAUGCCUCACCGCAAAAGCUUUCUAAUGGGCAACAGCAGCAGGUGUACUGCAGUUACCUGCAGAACCAGGCGGGACAGGGAUCCGCGCAAUCCUCUGUUUCGAAUCCCCAACAACCGUCGAACGGCCAGACGACCUUCUCGAAUGCCAACUUCAAGAUGCGGCAUGCCAAUCAGUCUUCUGUCAAUCACAACCAGGGGCAGAUCAUCUACGCCAGUUACGCAGGCUUGCCAGAGUCAACCGUGCAGCACCACUCCAAAUGUCCGGAACCGGAUCAGCUGUCCUGCUUCGGCCAGCAGCAGGAGUGCAUUUCAGCCAACAGAUGGUGCGACAAUGUGGUGGACUGUUCGGAUGGAAGCGAUGAGUCCGCCUGUACUUGUGCGGAUCGCCUGGAUGAGGAGCGCCUCUGCGAUGGCUAUGCGGAUUGCCCGAUGGGCGAGGAUGAGCUGGGUUGCUUUGGCUGCGAGCCUCUGGCCCACUCCUGCUACGAAAACCCGGCGGAGUUUGCCAAACACAAUCAGUCUACCCUCUCCAUGUGCUACAAUCGCUUGGAACGGUGCGACGGCUUCAUGAACUGCCUCAACGGGCGCGAUGAGCUUGAGUGCAGCAUGCUGGUCACCGAUGUGGCAGAUCAUAUGUCCCAUGCUGCCUCUGCCUCUGAGGGAUUUUUGUACCAUAACUAUCGUGGCGAUUGGCAUCCUGUGUGCAACAAUGGACAGAAGUGGGCAGCCGACGCCUGUGAGUUGGAAGACGGAAAUGUUGGCGUGGAUCUUGGCUUCAAGACCCUGACCCUACCUGGACCAUUUAUUGAGCCCUCUCUGCAGGCUGGAGUUCAAUUUGCCCAAGCUUGCCAUGGGCGCAAUAGUCAUGACUCCCUCGAAAACCACGUGGCGUACGUCAAGUGUCCUCCAAUGCAGUGCGGAGUUCCCAAGAAUGCUACGAAAGCAGUGCACUCCAAGAGAGUCAAGAGAACUGUGUCGGACUCGAGCGAAAAUGUUGGCAAUGGUCGAAUUGUGGGUGGCCGCUACACGAGUGACCUCCAGUGGCCUUUCGUGGUGGCCAUUUACCGCGACGGAAAGUUCCACUGCGGAGGAACCAUCUACACCGAACGUUGGAUCAUCAGCGCUGCCCACUGUGUCAUCAACUUUGGAAAGUAUUACUACGAGGUGCGAGCUGGUCUGUUGCGCCGCACCAGCUACUCCCCGGCUACACAAAUCCAGCCCGUUUCCCACGUCGUGGUCCACCAGGCAUACGAGCGCAGGAGUAUGCGCAAUGAUCUCUCCCUACUACGCCUGGCCAAUCCCCUUAACUUCAAUCGUUGGGUGAAGCCCAUCUGCCUGCCAGACCUGGGACGCACGACCAUCGGAGAUGAUUGGAUCUGGGGACCUGUGGAGGACACCAUGUGCACAGUAGUUGGUUGGGGAGCUAUUAGGGAAAAGGGUCCCAGCAGUGACCCUCUUCGGCAGGUGAUUGUGCCUAUUCGAAAACGGUGCUCAGAUCCUGAGGAUCAAGCCUCAGAAAACAUUUGUGCCGGCGAUCCAAACGGAGGUCGCGAUGCAUGUCAAGGAGACUCAGGCGGUCCGCUUUUCUGCCGCAGCGUCUCUCGGCCGGAAGAACUGUACCUCGCCGGGGUAGUGAGCCACGGCAAUGGCUGUGCAAGGCCACAGGAGUUUGGCGUAUACACCCGGGUCACUCUUUACCUCGACUGGCUGGAGAUGGCAGUGAAUCCUCGACAUCUGCCUGCCCGGAAGCCACUGCAACUCUGUCCAGGAUUCAUUUGCGUAUGGGGCGGCAAGAGAUGCAUAGCCAAGCGCCAGAGAUGCGAUCGUAAUGUGGACUGUCUUGGCGGUGAAGAUGAGGUUGGAUGCGCUUACAACUUCAUUCCGGAUAUGGUUGGAGCCGGGCGAAACAUAAGCACCACGACAGAAAGCGACUACCAUCCAGUGGAGGCUAAAAAUCGGGAGCUGAUUCCCAUUGAAGAUUUAGAAUUGGAGGCAGAGCAAGAUGAGGAGGAAAACACGGAAACAACUACUUCAGAUGAUGAAACUGAAACCACGGAAGGACAACUGGAAGAUAUCUCCACAAGCACUUUGGGGAAUCCAACUACAACUGAAGAUGACAUAGAUCCCAGCUCAAGGGUUGACUCAACCACUACAGAUUCCGGGAAUGUCACACCAUCAACCGUUCCAGCAACCACAUUUGCACCUACCAGUACUCUGCCCACCACAUUGGAAUUGACCACAAACACGGCAAUGCCAACGUCCACUGAGGAUUUCCAGAAUAUGGCGGACUUAGUCACCCAAUUAAUGGAAGAGCGAAGCUCUACUACAAUGAAGGAGGAGCUAGUGACCACAACUACUGAAUCCACAACAGAAGCUGCCUUCCCAGUGACAACAGAGAAAGUUCGGGAAACAACAACUAUGGAGUCAACUACAACGAUUAGCAGCACCACCACUCCAUUAGUCACAACCACUACAGGAGUACCCACCAGUGUUCAGUCUGAAGUAACCACCGUAACCACCUUGGCUCCAACAACCAGUACCAUUGCUACCACUAUUUCUUCAACUACUACUCCUAAGGCUACUACCACUAUGAAGCCUUUAAGGACAACCACAGAAGAGAGCAGCGUCCAUUCCCAUGAAGAUGAGGUGCAGAUUCCCAAUAAGUUUGUGUGUAAAAUCAUGCCUCAAAUCAUUGAUAUUCAAAUGCACUGUGAUCGGAAAGUCGACUGCGAAGAUGGAACCGAUGAAUUGGACUGCUCCUGUAAGGACUAUUUGAAGGGCAGUCUAGCAGCCCUAAUAUGUGAUGGCAAAGACGACUGUGAGGAUCUCUCUGAUGAGCAGGAUUGCGGGGGCUGUCAUGCUAACGAAUUCCGUUGUCCUUUGUCGAAGACUUGCUUGCCCCUAACCAAACGCUGUGACAAUGAAGUGGACUGUAAGUUCAAGGAGGAUGAGAAAGAUUGCUUUGCCCUAACCAAUGGACAUGAUGUGCAUUUCCAUGUUCACCAACAGCCCAAGUUCAGCAGUGUCGGAAUCUUUUCGAGAAACGCUCAUGGAGUGUGGCGGGUUGUUUGCGCCCAUGAAACAGGCUAUCAUGAGCACCAAGCCAACACGGCGGACGCAGUGUGUGCCCUCCUGGGAUUCAAGGGAGCUCACUACUUCAACAGCACAGAGUUUGUGAGCCAACAGGAAAUGCAUCCCAUUACGCCGGAGCUGAAGAGUGGCAGGACCCGUUUGGCUUCUCAUAUUCAUUCAAUGGUUGGUGACAACAUUCAGCUGACGGAAAAUGAAAUAAUAAUGCCAGAGCUGGGACAUCCAAGCGCCCCAAGACCGGAAAAAGAUCGCCUGCUGCCCACCAAGUGCUUGGGUAUCUAUGUGGAGUGCAACCCGUAUUCCAACAAGACCACUCCCCUGAAAACACUUAGUGCUGGGCAAGCAGUCAAGCCGAAACUGAAGGACGAGGUGCCAGUGCUUCUGCCCACUAUCGAAACCCACAACCGACCAAACGUACACUUUAAGCCGCAGCUACCAGCAACGGUCGUGAAUAAAAAGGAUGAAAUACUGGACCGAUUGGAUAGUCUGAUUAAGAGCAAGAAAAACAAAACGCUGCUAGUCAACGAGGAACUGCAUGAAGCCAUCGAGGAGCUGCACUGGCCCUGGCUAGCCGAUGUCUACUCGAACGGGGAUCUCUGGUGCAUCGGCGUGCUCAUAGACAAGCACUGGCUGCUGGUCCACGAGAGCUGCAUGUUUGGGAUUAGUCUGAGGACGCACUUCGUCAGUGCUCUGCUGGGCGGCGGCAAAACCAAGAGAACGCUUCAUCGAAGCAACCAGGAGCAGAUUCGAAGGAUAGACUGCUUUGAGCCUGUUCCGAAGUCCAAUGUGUUGCUGUUGCAUUUGGAGAAUCCUGUUAAAUUUACGCACCACGUUCUUCCGACCUUUUUGCCCGAUAGUUCCCAUGAAACCGAAGACGCUUCAAGAGACUGCAUCAGUGUGCUGCACGACGAUUUCACGGGACGCAUCAAAACAGUAGCCAUCACCAAAAUGGCCAACAUUUCCGAUUGCACGUCCUGUUACAAGCUGCAGGAGAAGCAGCCCCCCGUUAACCUGAUGCGCCUGUUGAACGUCAGUGCUGAGGACAUGGCCUCCAUUUCGGAGGAGGUGGAGCUCAUCAACGGGGUGGCUCCCACCGAACUGCCGGCCAUAACCAAGUUCACCAGCUGCCACCAGUUUGGCCUGAAGAAUGCCAGCGAUUUUCAUCACAACCCCAGCGAUCAGGGAGUGCUGGUCUGUCGCGAUUCGCACUCUGGGUGGUUCCCUACGGCCAUGUUUAGCUACAACAACUCGGACUGCCAGAGCUUUAAGCAGCCUUUUGCCAUUCGGACAUUGGAACAAGCGUACAAAUCGCUGCAGGAUAUUAUAGACAAACCUAGUUGCAGAAACCUGCAGUCAGCUCCAGAGUGCUCCACUCACCGCUGCCCGUUGGGGCUUUGCUUGCCCCAAACUGCCAUCUGCAACGGCCGAUCCGAUUGUCACGAUGGCAGCGAUGAGGAGGAAACCAGAUGUCGGCACUUGAAGCAACAAUGUGCCCCCGGCGAGAUGAAGUGCCGCUCCAGCUUCAAAUGCGUGCCCAAAAACAAGUUCUGUGACCACCAUCCCGACUGCGAGGACAUGACUGACGAGCCCACUAUUUGCAGCUGCUUCACCUACCUCCAGGCCACUGAUCCUUCGAAGAUAUGCGAUGGUAAACGAAACUGCUGGGACAAGAGCGAUGAAAGCUCUGUGCUUUGCAAUUGCACGGCAGACCACUUCCAAUGCAGCUCCUCCCCUGAAGAUUGUAUUCCCCGAGACUUCGUGUGCGACAAGGAACCCGACUGCCCCAAUGGCGAAGAUGAGCGGUACUGCUUUGGCAUCGAACACCCUCUGCAUCAGCAGAAGAAGGACUUUUGGGCCAAUAGCCAGCAUACGCAACCGGAAACAGCUCCGCAGUAUGGACAGGUUAUCGAACAGACCUAUGGUAUCUGGCACACGAAAUGCUUCCCCAAGAGCUCGCCGCCGCAAGUGGACGAGGUGCGGGAGAUAUGCAAGAAAUUGGGAUACAAUCCGUACAGACAGCCCAGCUACCGGCUGAUCGACGACGAGGAGAACAAGGCCGUGCACACCUACGAGUUGGCGGAUCGACAGGGACGCAGUUUCAGCAACGACUCUCUGGUGGGAAAGUAUCGAGACUCCACCAAGGCGUUGAUUAUCAGCAAGUUCUCACCCCUGCAGCUCAACGAGCGGCUGACGCUCUUUUUGAAAUCCAGCCGGCCCAUAGCCGAGCUGGUUAGGUGGAAUGCCACCGAUUCCAGCAGAUGCUACAGGUUGGAGAUCCGGUGUGCUUGAAGUGUAGUUACUAUGAUCUUGGUAAGAGCCUCUUCCUAAUCUCGUGAUGUCCUUUGUGCGUUUUAGUAGCAAAUAAAUGCGAGAUCUGUA
Drosophila ananassae is the source of this 8102-nucleotide messenger RNA. It is a transcript of the gene ndl, whose product is annotated as serine protease nudel. Gene Ontology annotation, molecular function: serine-type endopeptidase activity; protein binding. NCBI's taxonomy places the organism in Eukaryota, Metazoa, Arthropoda, Insecta, Diptera, Drosophilidae. Gene Ontology annotation, biological process: proteolysis. The record is from RefSeq and is a predicted model, not a curated record. The transcript is spliced from 15 exons. The coding region runs from base 270 to 8012 and encodes 2580 amino acids.